Lagopus muta (rock ptarmigan) is the source of this 3942-nucleotide messenger RNA. It is a transcript of the gene ZNF654, whose product is annotated as zinc finger protein 654. NCBI's taxonomy places the organism in Eukaryota, Metazoa, Chordata, Aves, Galliformes, Phasianidae. The coding region runs from base 53 to 3340 and encodes 1095 amino acids. The transcript is spliced from 9 exons. The record is from RefSeq and is a predicted model, not a curated record. Gene Ontology annotation, biological process: regulation of transcription by RNA polymerase II. Gene Ontology annotation, molecular function: DNA binding; DNA-binding transcription factor activity, RNA polymerase II-specific. Gene Ontology annotation, cellular component: nucleus.
GGCGGGGCGGGGGCAGGGGGGCGCUCGGUACGCGCAGGGCGGCCGGAGCAGCAUGGCGGAAGACGAAAGCGACCAGGAGUCGGAGCGGCUCAGCGAGGAGCUGGAGGCCCUGGCGGCGCCAGGUCCGCCUGCCGGCCUGCCGGCCCUGCUCCACAGCCAGUAUUACUGCCGCCGCUUCUGCCAGGUUGUUGAAGACUAUGCUGGAAGAUGGCAGGUUCCUCUGCCUCAGCUUCAGGUGCUUCAGACAGCUCUCUGUUGUUUCACAUCUGCCUGUGUAUCAUUCCCAGCUGAAUGUGAGCACGUACAAUACGUAUUGAGUAGCCUAGCUUUGAGUUUUUUUGAAUUGCUGCUGUUCUUUGGAAAAGAUGAGUUCUAUGAAGAUCCUUUGAAAGAUAUUUUAGGUUCAAUCCAGGAAUGUCAGAACCUUCUAAAUAAAUACAGAAAUAUAAACCUGGAAUUAGUGACUCGAAUAAUUCGAGAUGGUGGACCUUGGGAGGACCCGAUAUUACAAGCCAUUCUUAAAGCAAAGCCUGUAUCACAGGAGUUAGUUAACAAAUAUUUAAGCUCUGAAAAUCCACUGUUCUUUGAACUGCGUGCCAGAUACCUUAUUGCCUGUGAACGCAUCCCUGAGGCAAUGGCUCUUAUCAAAUCUUGCAUAAAUCAUCCAGAUAUCAGUAAAGAUCUGUAUUUCCAUCAAGCUCUUUUCACCUGUCUUUAUAUGUCACCAUUAGAAGAUCAGCUAUUCCAGGAGCACUUGUUGAGGACUGAUUGCAAGAGUGGAAUUGAGAUCAUCUGCAACACCGAAAAAGAAGGGAAGACUACCUUAGCCUUACAACUAUGUGAAUCGUUCCUAGUCCCACAGCUCCAAAAUGGGGACAUGUAUUGUAUAUGGGACCUGAUCUUCAUUUGGAGUAAACUGCAGCUUAAAUCUAACCCCUCAAAACAAGUAUUUGUUGACCAGUGCUACCAACUUUUAAGGAUUGCUACAAAUGUCAGAGUAAUUUUCCCUUUCAUGAAAGUCAUUAAGGAUGAAGUCGGUGAGGAUGGUCUUCAGAUAUGUGUUGAGAUAUGUGGAUGUGCCCUACAGUUGGACCUCCGUGAAGAUCCCACUAUGAAAAGUCUUAUUUACAAAACAAUUGCUCACUUUCUGCCGAAUGACUUGGAGAUCCUCAGAAUUUGUGCGCUUUCGAUCUUUUUUCUUGAGCGCACUUUGGAAUCUUACUACACUGUUGAACAUUUAUAUAAAUGUGCAGAUGAAGAAUAUAAUGAAUGCACUAGUUCUGUUCAAAACCGUGUACGUUUUGAAUUGCUUCCUAUUUUGAAAAAAGGUUUGUUUUUUGAUCCUGAGUUUUGGAAUUUCUUGAUGAUCAAGCAGAACUGUUUAGCAUUACUGGAGGAUAAAGCUUUUGCUGGCUUAAGUGAAACUACACUGGAAAACUCUACUGCAAAUGUAGAGAAGAUAACAGAGUAUAGGGCUAUGAGUGAGGAACGUGUCUGUUCAACAGAUGUAAACAAUGGGGAGCUUGACCCUGAAGACCUCUCUGAAGCCCAGUCCAAAAGUAAUGCCAAAAAGAACCAUGAAGCUCUUGAAGCAUCUAAAAUGUUAGAUAAUACUGUACCAAGGCACCGCUGUGUGAUAUGCAACAAGGAAUUCUUUGGUGAUCACAUUGUGAAACAUGCACAAGCUCACCAGAAAAAGGGCAGUUUUUCCUGUGUACUUUGCAACAGAAAAUUCAGGCAAAAAGGACUUAUGCUAAAGCACUUAAGGAAUCAUGUCAGAAAGAUAGAAAGGCAACAUCUUGCUGCAGUUCUUGAGGCCAGUAAGCAGGCUCCGGUUUGUAAUGAACUAGAACGUUUUGAUGUUUGUCCCUCUCUUGAAAAUGGGAGUUCUGUUGGUUCUAAAGAGGAUGAACGAGAGAUUGCAGUAGUUUCAAGUGCAGACAUAGGACAGGAGAAGGCUGAACAGAUAUUCAAUGCAGUGGAAAACCAUCUAAGUGACCAGGAUGAUGUUACUGAAAAUAGUAGUUGUGACAGCUGCUUUAAUAAUGCUCCUGAUGCUUUAAGUACAGAAAGCUUGCCUGAAGAUGAUGAGAACUCCAGUAAAGAGUCACCUAUUUUGCAUAAAGUGAAUGGAGCUUUCUCUCCUCAAAAAUAUUAUGAUGCUAUGGAUCAAGAAGGAAGCUUGAAGUGCCCUGCUAAUGGUUGUGCUAGAGUGUUUAAAAAGAUCCGGUUUCUCAAUAAACAUGCAAGAAAAGCUCAUCCAACUGAUUUGAAGGUUCAGCAACAUAUAAUGAAAUGGAAUAAAGGAAAAUGUCGGUUCUGUCAGAGAAAAUUUGCCGAUUCCCAACAUUUUAUAGACCACCUGAAGAGACAUGUGUAUCCAAACGUUUACUUUUGUUUACACUUCAAUUGUAAUCAGAGAUUUAAGCUGUCGACUGAGCUAGCAGAGCAUACAAAAAGUCAUAAUGUUUUUAAAGCUCAGUGCAAUUUUGCAGAGUGCUGUGAGCUAUUUGAGGAGCUCCCUUUGCUGUAUGAACAUGAGGCUCAGCAUUACUUAAGUAAAACAUCAGAAUGUUCAGAAGAUGCCAGUGAAAAGGAUUCUUCAGAUGACCCUUCAGAACUUGGUAGUUGCCACGAUGACGAUGAAUCUGUUAAUGAAAAUGAAACUGUAGAUCUACCAAUUCCAACUUGGAAAUCAAGGAAGGAUUCUACAGAACCAAAGACAUAUAUUCAAAGUAUUGAGAAGAAAGCAAAUAAUGUAAUGCAGAAUGGAAAUGAAAGUUCAUCUGAGGGCACUGCAACGGUUUUGAUAGACCAAAAGACACCUGUAUUACAGCCAAAUUCUGAAAACUGUAGUGUUAGUGACCAACUGGUCAAUGGGCACAGUGACCCAAAUCAAACACCAUCAAAGUCAUCAGAAACACCUUUGGACAGAGUGGUAGAUGAAACAAGGACAGAGAAUGGGUCGGUGUUAUCAGUUCUACAGAAUUCUCACGAUAUGCCACAGAAUAAUGCUGCUGCCUCGCAACUACCUUCUAAACCAAAUCAGACAACAGAAAACACUUCAUAUGGUGUCAUCUUAACAAAACCAUAUGUUAGACCCUUGCCUCCAAGUUAUCUUGAUGAACGAUACAUUAGCAUGCCAAAACGUAGAAAAAUGUUGACUGAUAAAGUAGAUGCUCAUUCAGAACAAGAUAAAUGUUGUAGUAAAACAACAGAAAGAUUUAGAUGUGGCAACUGCUUGACCAUCUACUGUAAUUCAGAAGCACUUGAGGCUCAUCUUGCACAAAAGAAAUGUCAGACGCUCUUUGGAUUCGACUCAGAUGAUGAAAGUGCCUGAGAUUCAACGUUGUGGGAAAAUGUAUCAAAUGAGCAGUGGUGUAAGAAAACACUACAUGAAGAAGCAGGAGUUUGUUUCCCAGUUGGCCUUAAAUCAUAAAGCAUUCUCAAAUUACUAGAGAAAACAUGACCUUGAUAAAGACAAAGCACAUUUUCUAGACAGAACUCACAGAGGAAUUAUGGGCGCUCCGCAGCUUUUGAAUCCAGAAAGGUUACUACAAAAUCCCCGAAGUACCAGUUAUCCAAAAAGCCACAUCCAUUCCAAAUACGUGAUUGAAGCUUAGCAGCAUGGUCUUUCUAGCACAAAGGUCUAAGGAAAACAUUGCAUACAGCUGGACAGGCAGAGAAAGCAGAGGCAUUAAUUGCCUUAUAGAAAUAAAAACAGCUGGUUCUGUAAGCUGCUUUAGUUAUGAAAUACGGUUAGAAGCUCUUCAUCCACUCAGCUUUGAAGUCGUUCAAGAAUGUGUCACUUUAUGAUGAAGUGUAUAAGAAGCGUACAGAGGAACUAAAUGUUCUUUUUUCAGAGUUUGAGUAUGUGAUUCUAUUAUCUGCUAAAAGGUGUGGAGCUUAUUUAAUAAACUAGUACUUGGAAUCCAAAAAGAG